Molecule: messenger RNA, 951 nt
Organism: Sorghum bicolor (sorghum)
Lineage: Eukaryota; Viridiplantae; Streptophyta; Magnoliopsida; Poales; Poaceae
Product: predicted GPI-anchored protein 58
Exons: 3
Coding region: 1-951 (316 amino acids)
Source: RefSeq, a predicted model, not a curated record
AUGGAGAAUCCUGCGAGGGUGGACCUGCCAGAGGACGACGCUGCUCGGUGUCAUCAAUACACCAGCCGCGAGGAGGAGCAGAACCAUCCCGCCCCGACCACCGAGGACAAGGUAGCAGGGAAAAGGCCACUGGCAGUGGAUCCGCCCCCUGCGGAGGCACUGCCGGCAGAGAGCAGCCAGACGCCGAAACGUCGUUGGCUCGUCAGGAUCACCGACGACGACGAGGAGGAGGAGGCGACGCCAUAUUUGGUUCGAAGGCCGCGUAGUCGUCUGGACGUUGUGCCAGCCACUGCUGGUCGGAUGACCAGCGACCCGCCUGGCCCACACGCCGAGCCGACGUGUGUUGGAGAGACAGGGGCAGCGGCGGCGGCUGGUAGGACGAGGAGAAGGUUCUUCACAGCAACGCACAGGCGUUCCGAUCUCGCGGCAUCGGACGUCGACCCUGACCACAUUGCUGGCCAGAGGACGGCUGAGCCCGUGGCUGUCGUUGGAGACGCCGUGCCACAGACCACCCAGGAGCAUGCCAAGGAGCAGCCCGCGACGACGACCGCGGCUGAAAGUGCCGAGGAGCAUCCGGCCCCGGCAAGGGCCAGAGCGGGCACCCCUACAAGGGACGGAGAGGCUGCGAGGACGCCUCCCCCAAGCAAUGCUGUGGAGGAGGAAGGUAGAGCUCCAACCCCCCCGCCAGCUGAAGAAGGGAGAGUCCCAACCCCGCCCCGAGCAGGCGCCUCUUCACCAGUAGGCUCCCCUUUCCUGGAUCAGGGUCCAGUGAUGCCUGCGACCACGGCCGGGGGGAGUGCGGAGGGCGAGGAAGCCCGGACGGCCUUCGACGAUGAAGUGGAGGAGAUCCAAGGGGACACGAAGAGUAUCCCGGCGCCGGCGCCGUUGAUGCUUAAGGAACCGUCGAAGAACAUCGACCAGUGGUCGGAGGUGUCGGAGACGGAGGGCUGA